CUGGUGCUUCACUUUCUACGUCAUGAACAUGUCAUUCCCAAUACAACAGCACUACAGAGUAGUCCAGGUCCUAGACAUCAAUGACUGCAUCCUUUCAACGUGAUCGUGACAGCACGAUGGAUCUCACAGUUCCUUAUGCUUGCUUUUUGCGAUCAAAGAUGUCUUCGUACAAUUAUACCACCCAUAUGGAUACCAGGCCAUGGAUUUGCACCCAUCUUAGGAGCCCUAAACAACUGACAAUCAGUACCUUGUGACGGAGCGGCAGCGUCAAAGUACUUCGUCUUCUAUGACUGCGCAUAUGCCGUGUGGUUCAUGCUCUGUACAUAAGCAUCCUGCCGGGUCGCUGAGUCAACUCGAGCGACUCACGGCCAGCAAGCCUAGCAUGUGCCUAGCAGAUGACGGGGGCAGCCAACACACAAGUAGAGGUGGAUUCUAACGCUUUGGG
This is a messenger RNA of Baudoinia panamericana UAMH 10762, 445 nucleotides long. RefSeq lists its product as uncharacterized. The coding region runs from base 81 to 254 and encodes 57 amino acids. NCBI's taxonomy places the organism in Eukaryota, Fungi, Ascomycota, Dothideomycetes, Mycosphaerellales, Teratosphaeriaceae. The record is from RefSeq and is a predicted model, not a curated record. The transcript has a single exon.